UGACCUUGAAGGAGCAGGAGAGAAGGCUGAGUGCCCGGACCCGCCAACCAGGGAUUAACUGGACCAGCAUUCCUUAGCGUGCUACUGGACAAGCAAGGCAGGGGAGACAGGGCUGAUGAUCCCGUGCUGCAUAUCUCCAGCCUCAAACCAACAUCAAGACGGCUCCUUAUCCUGAACACUUCUCGUUCUUUUUUUUAAUUUCUCCCCGUGGUAAUGCGUUCUCUGGAGGAAUCAAGGCUCGAGUCCCACCUGCUCAAAACUGUGUCUUAUCUACUAACCAUGUCUCAGAACCCGAUGGGAUAUCACCACAAGCCAUGCUGCAAGCCUCAAGAAGUCGGUGAAGGCUGAGAGUGACAACAGUCCAUGCAUAUCCGGGCUCCGUUCGGUCUGCUGGAAGGCAUGUUAUAUUGUCUUACUAUUCCCAAUCAAGCAAACAGCUAAACUUUGUGCUCUACCUAGACUUUUCUGCUCUUUCAGACUUCUGAUAUCACGGGCUGGUCACGAGCCUUAGAUGAUUCCCGAAGUGCUUAUACUUCUCUCAGAGAGCACCUUUUACGAUAUAUCGAGAAUCCAGAUGAGCUAGGGUCGGCAUUAGAUCCUCUGGAUGAUGAUCAACAUUCACCGUGGAAUACCCUGCGGCAGGACGAGGAGAUACGGGCAGAGAUUUUCCAAGAUGUCGAACGCUGCAUGCCGGAAGAACCAUACUUUCGACGGCCUGAGACACAGAGGAUCCUGCUAGAUGUAUUGUUCAUAUUUUGCAAAAUCAACCAGGAUGUGGGCUAUCGGCAAGGAAUGCAUGAAGUGCUAGCUCCUAUUCUCUGGGUAGUAGAAGAAGAUGCUAUAGAUUAUGGGCACGAAGGACCUACAUCCAUGGCAGAAUCGGAUUCGCUAAUGAGGCAGACUUUGGAUCCUGCUUACAUUGAGCAUGAUGCCUUCACGCUCCUGUCGCUGAUCAUGCGCACAGCGAAAUCAUUUUACGAAUUAGGAGAACCAGAUAAAAGACUUAGUUUAACAGGUUCUGUGACCCCUCAGCAAGGUGCUUCGCCAAUUGUUGAGCGAAGUAAACGCAUACAUGAGGUUUACCUGGCCCGGUUGGACCCAGAACUCGCCAAACAUUUAACCGACAUCGAAGUGUUACCCCAGAUAUUCUUGAUCCGAUGGAUCAGGCUGCUCUUUGGACGAGAGUUUCCGUUCGAUGAUCUACUAGCUCUAUGGGACACCCUUCUGGCCGAAGACCCCGGGCUAGACUUGGUUGAUAUGGUGUGUGUAGCCAUGCUUUUGAGAAUCAGAUGGCAGUUACUUGAGGCAAAUUACUCAUUCGCUUUGAUGCUACUGCUCAAGUAUCCUCCUCCAGUCUCUCCAAAUGGCCCACAUACAUUUGUGAAUGAUGCUAUAUAUCUUCGGGAUAAUUUCAGUGCUGCUGGUGGCGCCAAAAUUAUCACCAAAUACAGUGGGAAGACACCGAGUCUACGAACAUCGGGCUCGCGACCUGGAACACCCCUCGGCCAAUCACUGAGUCCAAAACCCACGUUAUCUAGAACUAAAUCACCACUUCCAUCGCCCGCAAGGUUCUUACAGCAGCAGGGUGGAGUCGAAGCUAUCUUCCAAGGUGCCGCCAAAGGUGUCUUCGAGCGAGGAGAAAGACUCGGUAUCAACCAGGCGGUUCGCGACGCAGUUGGUGAGGUGAAAAAGAAUAUGCAGGGUCUUCAAGCAUCUCGAAACGGACCUAGAAGAACUUCAGACGUGAUGAGAUGGUCACUCGAUGAAGGGAGAUCUGUUCCGAACCCUAGAGCUUCUGUGACGGCCAUAUUGGCUCGAAACCAGCAACUGGCACGCAUGCUUGAGCAAGCUAUGGCAGACCUUCGAGCCGUAUCAAUGUCGCCAGAUGGAGACAAAGACAAAUACGUCCAGGCAAUGGAUCUUGCAAUCGCGAAAGUAGGAUUUGUCAAAGUAUACUUGGAGGAUCCUACAAUGCCUUUACCAGAUUCACAUCCCGCACCCCCAACCUCAGAUCCUCUGGCACCCACAUCAAUCCCACAACCCACACCUGAAACUCCUUCAAAAAUCAUAACACCGGAACAACCACCCUUGUCGACACCAGACAUGCAGACUCAAAAGUCUACAGAGAAAGAAGAGAGCGGAUCAUUAGAUUCCAAUCCGACGCUCGGCGCUGCGCCAAGUGAAGGGACUCUUUCAAAUCAUGCACCGUCAACUCCGACCUUAAAUAUCCCAGAAAUAACUGCUGAGAAACGGGAACAGACAUCUUCUUCGAGACCAAAGGCCCCAGUACCGACUCGAUCAAGCAUUGCACAGUCCAGCUUUUCAUGGAUGCUAGAGCCAGAUACUCCUUCAAGCUCUUCUACCAAAUCAUCACCUCCCAAAUCAGUCUCGCCAUUUUUGAAGUCUGGGAGGCGGCCAACUUCAGGUCCGAAUCGUGAGAAAGCAGCUUUUUUGUUUGGCGAUGACGGAGGGGAGUCAAAUUCGAGACCGCCAUUGCUAGAGGAUUCCGAAGAGGUCUUCAACAUGGGGUCUAUGAAGGGUAGCAAGGCAAGUUCAUAGAUAUAUGAUCAGAUGUUAGCCCAACUCUGCAAUGCCAUUGAGCACUGACUCUGGUGUACAUCGCUGGCCAUGCUCAGAUACUACAUCUCUCAAGAACAAUAAUCGGAUGAUGUGCAUCAAUUUGAGUGCCAUAUCCCAUCACAUUUCCUAGGAGUACCGGAUACUAGUGGCUUAGAAAACGAGGCAAACAUGUAGUGUGUGGCGAGAGGGUCUGGCGCUGCUGCACUGCAGUCCUUUUCCAAGGCUAGCUACUGCAGAAGCACAUGCGGUGUACCCACGCAAAAUGCAAUCCACAUCUCAUCCGCAUACUCGCUCGGCUUGUAAGACACCAUUCUAUGUCACAUUCUAAAGUCAAUUCUGUCAACAGGGCAAUUGUGAACACCGCCUCGUUUCCAAUCAUUUCUUUCAAGCCGUAUUUGGAUUAGAGUAGUAGCAAGCAAGAGCAUCAAUCAACACACUCAGGUCAAUUGGGUUUUGAGCUACCUACCUUGACAUGUCUCUUCUUCCCUCGAAUCCGGCACUUGUGUCUCAGUUGUUCUCAGG
Molecule: messenger RNA, 3102 nt
Organism: Cadophora gregata
Lineage: Eukaryota; Fungi; Ascomycota; Leotiomycetes; Helotiales; Ploettnerulaceae
Exons: 4
Coding region: 688-2559 (623 amino acids)
Biological process (GO): activation of GTPase activity
Molecular function (GO): GTPase activator activity
Source: RefSeq, a predicted model, not a curated record